Molecule: messenger RNA, 9648 nt
Organism: Chelonus insularis
Lineage: Eukaryota; Metazoa; Arthropoda; Insecta; Hymenoptera; Braconidae
Gene: jbug
Product: filamin-type immunoglobulin domains fbug
Exons: 33
Coding region: 736-9546 (2936 amino acids)
Biological process (GO): actin cytoskeleton organization
Molecular function (GO): actin filament binding
Source: RefSeq, a predicted model, not a curated record
ACAAGUAAUUUGAAAUGAUUUCAAUAGAAUAAAGAGAAAAAAUUUGCAACUUUAAUUUGAUUUUAUUCAAUAAAUAAACAAGUGGAAUUGGAAUGUUUGAAUAAUAAAGAAGUUUUGAAAGUAUGAGUGUGCUCUUAAAAAAGUUCUAAGUUGGCGGGCUUUUGACUUGAUUGUUCGGACUGCUGCCAUCUAAAAAAAAAGCGCCAAAAUAUAAACAAUAUAAAAAAUGGAGCACCAAACGAAAAAUAGAAUCAGUUUUGAAUCUACUGAUUUAUCAGCCAUGUCUGGAUGGACAGGUCAGGAAAAAAAAUUCGAUCAUGUAACAGUAAGCAUUUUUCCUUACAAGGAAGUGGAAAACAGGUUUUCUCAAGAAGUGGCAGAAAAAUUAGCGAGUUCCCUAGUACCAGGUAGACAAUAGAGUGAAUAGAACAACGGUGUCUCGGAGAUUUGCGUUACUUGUGCACUUCAGCAAGUUCUACAAUCUACAUUGAACAUAGUCCCACACCUGGUACUGUCCCACCUGAUCAUUGAGCCAGUGGGGGGCAUUCUUGGUAUCUGGUGGGGCUCAAGAGCAGUCGUCAGUGAGCUCAGGUACGUCGAGCGAGAGCGAGCUGUUGAAAAAUCUCAUGAGAAGGCCAAAAAUGGCGUUUCAACGAUAGAAUCAUCGACAAGUGUCGCAAUUUAUCUCUUGGAUAGAUUGUUUUCAUCUUCAGGAAAGUAAUCAAAUAAAAGAAAAUGCAAUCGGUGGAACAACUACGUCCUGAAGAACUGGUGGGUCUUGUGGCCCGUUCAGCAGAAGGUACAGCGGCCAAGGGCAUGCCGAUCAAGGGCAACGAAGAUCUUUGGGUUGAAAUUCAAGCAAAUACCUUCAGGAAUUGGGUCAAUGAGCAUUUGAAACACGCAGGAGAUGCUGGUGGUGGACCGGUUUUGGACUUGGCUGAAGAUUUUCGCGAUGGAACUAGAUUGUGCGCUUUGGUUGAAGUCCUGACAAAAAGAAGACUACCUCGAUGGAAUCCUAGACCUGCUAAUCAACAUCAUCACCUCGAGAACGUGUCUACCGCUUUGCAAGCUAUCGAAGCUGAUGGAGUCAAGCUUGUGAAUAUUGGUAAUGUUGACAUUGUUAAUGGCAACCUGAAACUAAUCCUUGGAUUAAUAUGGUCUCUCAUUGUCAGAUAUCAAAUCGGAAAAUCUAAAUUCCCUCCAAGAAAACUCAUGCUCGCUUGGCUCAAGGCAGUUUUGCCAGAAUGCAGAGUUAACAAUUUUACUACUGAUUGGAAUUCAGGAGUUUAUCUUAGUGCCCUCUUGGAUUAUUGUAAACCAGGACUCUUUCCUCAUUGGAGGCAACUGGAUCGUACUGACAGUGUUUACAACUGUCGGAAAGCCAUGGAAAUAGCAAAAAGAGAAUUCGAUAUUCCAGUUGUUUUAGAACCUGAAUAUUUGGCAUCUCCAUACCUCGAUGAACUCUCAGGAAUGACCUAUCUAUCUUACUUUAUGAAAGAAGGUUCUCCUGGUUUUCAUGCAACUCUACGAUGGGUCAAUUCUCAGUUAACUCAUGCACCUGUACGAAAUUUUACGACUGAUUGGAAUGAUGGUCGAGCUCUCUGUUCAAUUGUAAGGAACCUCGGUGGUCCAGCACCAACUUACGAUAAAAUUAAUACUGAUCCCAGCUAUUGGGAAUCAAAUCUCCAACAAGGAAUUGAUGGAGCGAAAAAAUUAGGAGUAGAACCUAUAUUAAAGGCUAAAGACAUGGCUGAUCAAAAUGUUGAACAUCUUGGAGUCAUGGCUUAUGCUGCUCACUUUCAGUGGGUUAAACCUCGUCCCCAAGCGAGCGAACAACUUGCGGUACAUGUGGAGACUACAUCUGCAAGAGUUCAACAACCGGCAACAUUCAGACUUGAGAUGUUGUCGAAAGAAGUACAUCCGCGGGAAGUAAGAGGAGAAAUUAUCAGUCCCAGUGGUAAAGUCGAAUGUAGACUCACCUGGAAUGGCACUCAUGGCAAAGGAACAUUCGUGCCGACUGAAGUAGGAAUGCACAAGCUAAUGGUCUACAAUGAUGGAGAACUCGUCAAUGGAUGUCCUUAUUACUUCAGAGUCUUACCUCCGUUAACCAAAAUCAAAUCUCCUGGCAUGGAUCCAUGCGGUAUUGGAUCUAUUGUCGAGGUUCUAGUCAACAGUUACGGAACUAGUCAUGACGGCAUUGACGUAACAGCUUGGUCUCCAACGGGUAGAUCUCUUCCUUGUCCAGUCAAAGAAAAUGGUGGAGUCCAUACAGCUACGUUUCAACCUGAUGAAACAGGCGAGUGGAGUAUUGCAAUUACUCAUAAAGGAACUCACAUUCAAGGAGGUCCAUUCACCUGCUUCGUUUUUGAUCCCAACGGAAUAAAGUUGGUUGACACAGAAGGAGCAAUACCAGGUCAGCCAUUUUCAUUUAUCGUCGAUGCAACAGGAACAGGCGGCCUGGGUGACGUAAACAUUGACAUCGUCCAUGACAAGCAAUCAGUGCCUUUUCGAAUGGAAGAUAUUGGUCGGAUGAGGUAUCGUGUAUUCAUGGUACCGAGAGAAUCUGGAAAAUAUCGUGUAUAUCUUUACUUCAACGGUUCAGAUGUAAGAGGAUCUCCAAUCUCCAUUCGUGUUGGUUCUCAUAGAAGCAGAAGAUCUAAAGAAUCAUCUAGCUAUGAAAGGUCAAAAAUUUCAUCAUUAGAAAAGCGAAUGAAUGGAUUAAAUAUGACAGAUCAUUCUGGAAUCAAUCAGAAACGACAUUCGCCAGUAUACAAAAACAGCUCUCACAGUCCUACUCAAAAUUAUCGAGAUUAUUCCCAUCACCAAUCGUCUUAUAAGACUUCAAAUUAUAUUACAGAAAAUUCUUCAUCUUCUUAUCAAGUCCCAAGUCCUUUAACAGCUUCCAGAUCUCCAGUUCAGAAUUCCAGUCCAUCUCUAAUAAAAGAAUCACGUGAAAUUUAUUCCUCUAGUACAUUUAAUAGAUCAAGGUCUCCAAAUAUCAAUCAGAGUCCUAGUCUAAUCAAAGAAUCUAAGGAUAUUUAUGCAUCGAGUUCAUUAAAUCGAUCGAGAUCACCAAACAUCAGAGAAACUCGAGAGUCUCAGACCUCGAGUGUUAUUAAAGAAUCAAAAGAUAUCUAUCAAUCGAGUACGUUGAACCGAUCACGAUCGCCAGGUGUCAGUCCUAUGGCUUACCGGAGUAAUGGAAGUCCAAUUAAUAGGAGUUUUAGUCCUAGAGUUAAUGGAAAGAGACGAGGAUCAGCGGAUAGUGGGGUUAUUGAUACCAGCUCUAAUGUUAGAGUAUCAUCUACUCUUGGUGGAACGCCGAGGAGAGACUCUUGGGACGCAAUCACCAAGACAAAAGCGAUGUUAUCGUACGGAAGUCUCGAAUCACUCGCAAAUCUAGCCAACAGCUCUCUAGAUCACACGACUACUAACUUUAUAAAUGACAAUAAUUACCGAAAUGGUUACGAUAAAUAUAAUUCUUCGAAUGUUGAAAGAUCUCAUGUGGAAAAUUCAAAAAACUACAUGUCUCAGCGAUACACGAGUGAUUAUCGGUCUUCCUCACCAAAGUAUAAUGGAGGAAUCGUAUCAGAAAAUCAGAAUGGCCGAAGUCAAACUCAUGGAAUUUUGAAAAAUAGAAAUAACAAUUAUUAUAAAUCUUCUGAUACUACAGAUGCGAUUCAUGAACGAUUUAUCAACAGUGAAUCAUCUUUUAUGUCAACUCAAGAACGUCGAAAAGGAUCGUCGGCGGCUUUCGGAACAGCUCUUGAUGUUCUACCACUUCAUAAACCUACUUCUUUUACUUUGGAUUCUAGUAUAGAUGGAAGUAAAGCUGUUGUUACAGUUACCGGACCAAAUGGGAAGCAAGUACCUUAUCAAAAGUCAACUCUCAGAGGCUAUACGUAUACUAUAACAGCUGAUGAAGUUGGAGAACACACCAUUCAAGUUACUAUUAAUGGUCAACACAUCAAAGGAUCACCAUUUAGGUCUCAAGCUUAUGAUGCAACGGCAAUCCGAGUAGAAAAUGUUCCGGAUGGCGUCGUCAAUCAACCCGUCGAAUUCGAAAUUGAUGGUUCCAGAGCUGGCUCAGGGAACCUCGAAAUAUUGGUGAACGGUGGCCAUGUAACAAGUUUCGUUAAAGCACUGGGUAGUCAUCGUUUCUUGGCGUCUUUUGUACCUCAUGAGGCUGUAACUCAUCUCGUUGAGAUGACGUUUAAUGGCGAAACGGUGCCAGGAUCACCUUGGAGAGUGGGCAUCAUGCCGGGACCGAAAAUGUCGGUCCUUGGGGACUCAGUAAGGCUUGUACCUGCUGGAAGUCCUGCCCUUUUUGAACUCUCCGCCCUGGGUUUCACAAGUAAAGAGAUUGAUGUGCAGAUAAUAACUCCAUCAAAGAAACAUAUAAAUGCACGAAUUGAUGAGGAACCAGGGCGUCCAGGUGAGUUCCGUGUGGAAUUUACUCCAACAGAGGUCGGAAGUCAUCUGGUCGAGGUGAGCAUCGCGGGACAAAAGCUACCGGCUGGUCCACUUAUCGCCAAAGUCUACAACAGCAGCCUUAUUCAAGUUACUGAUGUACCCAGUGCCGUAGUUGGCCAUGCCUGUCAAUUUAGAGUUGAUGCCAGUGCAGCUGGCGAAGGCCAGUUAGAAAUAUCUAUUAAUGAAGGUGAAGUGCCGAACCAUGUUCAAGUAGUUGGAGGAGGUCGUUGUCUUGUAUCAUUCACUCCAGAAGCUGCUAAACCUCACUAUAUUGAUAUAAAAUUUAACGGUGAAGCUGUACCAGGAUGUCCUUUUGUUUGCAACGUUUCUGAUACUAGCAGAGUCACAUUAAGCCUAAAUCAUCUAGAAUUAAUACCCGUGGAUCAACCAGCCAGCUUCCAUAUGGCAGUUGAUGGUAGUGGUAGUGCAGAACUUGCAGUUUCUGUUCGAGGACCAACGAUAGAGUUGCCCGUAAAGGUAACAGGCAACAUCCACAGCGGAUUCACAGCAGAAUUUACACCAAGAGACGUAGGAGUACAUUCGAUAAGUGUAGAGUACAACGGGCAUCCUGUAAAUGGAACGCCUUUCCUUGCGAAAGCUUUCAAUGCUGAUAAAGUCAUCAUUGGACCCGUUGCACGAGGCAGCGUUGGACAACCUACUCACUUCACCGUGGAUGCAAGUCAAGCUGGCGAGGGAAAUCUAGAGAUCACGAUCUCAGCCCGAGGUCAAAAUAUCCCCACUCAAGUGACUCCCCAGGGCAAUGCACGAUUUUCCGUGAGCUUCGUGCCCUUCGAGGCAUGCGAACAUGUAAUAAAUAUUGCGUUUAACAAACGCACUGUCCCAGGUUGCCCGAUAAUUACAAGGGUGGGUGGCGACAGUCAUGUUACUGUCAGUGGACAGGCAUUAAGUAGCGUUGGCUUGGGACGUCAGAGUCAUCUGACUGUCAGUAAUGUUUCCGGUAGCUUGGAAGACUUAGAAGUUAACGUUGAAGGACCCAAUGGACAGGCCGUACCAGCUCAAGUCACCGACAAUAAAGACACGACCUGCAGUGUUGCGUUUACACCUCGUGUUGUUGGUGAACAUAGAAUUUCUGUCAGCCAUCGAAACGUUCCGGUGGCUGGAAGUCCAUUCAGCUGUAAAGUCUACGAUGUCACUGCCAUCAAAGUCAAGGAUGCUAAACGAGGAGUCGUGGGAAUGCCUGUUACAUUUCUAGUGGAAACCAGCCAGGCAGGCCCAGGAAAUUUAGAAGUGACAGUAAAUGGAGGUCGUGUGCCUACUUCAGCUCAAGCGCAGGGUCCUCAUACUUAUGCCAUUUCUUUUACUCCACGAGAGCCUGUUGUUCACACUGUCGACUUGAGGUUCAAUGGAGAAGACGUACCUGGAAGUCCAUUCAGUUGUCAAGUAAGCGAUACAGCAAAGGUAUUGAUCACUGAAGGAUUGGAAAAAGUGUCAGUAAACCGCCUAGCAACAUUCACAAUUGAAGCAGAUGCUUCUCUAGGUACUCCAAGCGUAGAAGUGUUGUCACCAACAAGGGAAAGUCUUCCAGUGCAGAUAAAGCAAAGUGUACAUGGCUCUUACACAGCAGGAUUUACGCCAAAAGACGUUGGUGAUCACAGUGUGGAGGUGAAAUUAGGCGGAUCUCAUGUGGAAGGAAGUCCAUUCCUCGUGAAAGCGUAUAAUGCGAAUAAAGUUAAAGUGACCGACAUUAACAGUGGAGUUGUUGGAAAGCCAGUAUUUUUCAGCAUCAACGCAAGUCAAGCAGGAGCAGGAAAUCUUGAAAUAAUCGUCGCAGUGAAUGGUAAAAACGUGCCAAAUUAUGUUCAAAGUGAAGGAAACGCUAAGUUCCGAGUGAAUUUUAAGCCUCAAGAGGCAGCGAUGCACAGUCUUAGUGUUCGCUUCAACGGAGAACCAGUACCAGGAUCACCCUUUAGCUGUAAGGUUGUUGGAAUAGGGCAAGCAAUCAUCACCGGAAGUAAUCUAAAGAUGGGAGCAGUCAAGCGAUUAAUUGCGUUCACAGUAGACCCUCAGGCUCCAACAAUUAAUUGCGACGUUAUCGUCACACCUCCAUCGAACAUCGCCCUGCCGAUUACAAUAGAACCCGUUGAUGGAAAAUACAAUAUUAGUUUCACACCUACGGAAGUGGGAAGACAUAAUAUCAGUGUUUUAGUGGAUGGGGAACCUAUCAAAGGAUCUCCAUUUGCGUGUAACAUUUAUGAUGUCACAAAAGUUCAUGUUUCCGGUCUAACAGAAGCACGUCUUGGUCAAGCGACAACUUUCACUGUUGAUGCAGCAGAAGCUGGCGAAGGAACACUCGAACUUGUUGUCAGUACUGAAAACAAUACCGUCAAAGCUGAAGUAGUCGCUUGUGCUCGAGGGCUUUAUGAUGUCACUUUCGUCCCACAGACAACAAGCACGCAUUAUGUUAACAUCAGCUUCAAUGAUGACAAUGUGCCGGGAAGUCCAUUUAAAUGUCCUGUGGUCGGAGGAACCCUCGAUGGUCCAACUAUUAUCAGGGUUGGUAAUACUGCUCAUCUAGAUCUAGACAUGCCGAGAUUGGAAGGCCCGGUAUCUGCAGAAGUCACUGGUCCUGAUGGGAUCAUUAUUCCUUGCACUUUGACUAAAUUGUCUGCAAGUCUUUAUAGAGUAGAAGUUAGAACAAGGAUGGUUGGAAAUUAUAAUGUUAUUUUUAGUGAUGGUCAUAAAGUCAUUAACUCACAGACUCUUCAAGCUUUUGAUCCUUCUAAGGUUACCAUUAAAGAAAUUUCUGAUGCAAUUUGUCAUCGGCCUGGAACUAUUGUUGUUGUGGCAUCAAAAGAAGCAGGUCCAGGCAAACUGACAGCAACUGUUCGAGCAGGAGGUGUUGACGUGGACAAUGUAGUUCGAGAAGCUGAUAACGGAGUUUAUGAAGUAAUUUUCCAUCCAACACGAGCAGCUCCUCAUCGGCUUCAUAUCAAAUAUAACGAUGUGCACAUUCAAGGCAGUCCUUUAGAGGUUUCUGUGCGAGGUCCCACCGGAGGUCGUGAAGUAACAGCUACGGGUCUUGGUCUUUACCAAUCGUGCGUUGGAAAAGUGACUUCAUUCACAAUAGAAACUCUCGGAAGACCAGGAAAAGAGUUUGAUGUUGUGAUCAGCGGGCCUCAAGGAAAUGCAGUUCCUGUUAGAUGUUAUCAGCAUAGAGAUGGAAAUCUGUUGGCUGAGUUUACAACGAAUUCUAUUGGAAAAUACAAAAUUGAUGUUCUGCAAGGUACGAAACCUGUAUUAGGUUCUCCAUUUUUCUGUCAAGCAUUUGAUCCAAGCAAAGUAAAACUUCAAGAAUUAGGACCAACAACAGUAUCUGUUCAUGAUCGCAUUGCUUUUAAACUUAUUAAAUCUGAUGCCGGAAUAGCUGAUCUUGAUGUGACAGCAACAAGUCCUUUAGGUCAGGAAUUACCUCUUCAAGUAUCGUCAUUUAACGACGGAGCGGAAAUGAUUGAAUUCUCACCAAGUGUUCCUGGUUCUUAUAUGGUCAACGUGACUUAUGGCGGUUGCUCAAUACCAGGAAGCCCAGUUGUAUGUACUGUAGAAUCGGCAGGCCAAGCUCGAGCAAAAGGAGAAGGCUUAUUAAAUGGUCAUGUGGGUAAACCAUCACACUUUAUUGUAACAGGAACACGUAGUCCACCAGCAGUGCAAGUAGAUGGGCCUGACAGUAUUUCAAAACCAACAAUUGAAGCAGGAGCUAAUCCAGGUACAUGGAAUGUGUCUUAUGUUCCGACAGAAGUUGGAGUCUUUGAUGUAAGAGUUGUUUGUGCUGGUCAACAAUUACCAGGAUCACCCUGGCAUCCUAAAAUUAUCGACACACGAAAUUUACGAGUCAUUGGUGGCUGGGCAGCUAUUUGUGAUGAUGUGGGACGUCUUAAAAUUGGUCCAACUUCAAAAAUAAGCUUUGAUACUGCAGAAGCUGGACCUGGAGAACUUACUGGAACUAUUGACGAUCAUCCAAUCAACUUUGAAAUGACAUCCAGCCAUAGGCUGAAGCUGAUUCCACCUCAGUUGAGUGGCGGAGAACAUCACAUGGAGAUUCUUUUCAAUGGAGUACCUUUUCCAGGUGCUCCUAAACUUGCUAUUGUUCAAGAAUUAGAGCCUCAAGACACCAGUAGAGUCAUGUUAAGAGGUAGAGGUCUUACUUCAGCUAAAGUUGGGGAAGAAGUUAGUUUUACUAUUGAUGGAUCACAAGCUGGAAGUGGCACCCCAAAAGUUCAAUUAUUUUCUCCAACUGCUGAAGUCAAUGUUAUGCUCCAACAUCUUGGAGACAGUGUUUAUAGAGCCAGUUAUAUUCCGUUAACUCCAGAGUCACUUUUAAUGACAGUUUCAUGGAAUGGAAGACAGUUGAAAGGCUGUCCACUUCAGAUAAAUGUCACAAGUGCUGCUGAUGCUUCAAGAGUAAUUUGUUCAGGUGAUGGACUGAAGAACGGUAUUGUAGGGCAAGAAAUUAGGAGUUUUAUUGACACUAGGCGGGCUGGGCCAGGAGAAUUAACUGCUCAUUGUGUUGGACCACAUAAAGUAGCCUAUUGUGAACUUUACGAUCAUGGAGAUGCUACUUUUACAUUAAAUGUCAAACCACAAGAGGCUGGCAGACAUGCUUUAACGAUAAAAUAUGCUGGAGAACAUGUUCCUGGAUCUCCAUUUACAUUACGUGUUUCUGGAGCUCCUGAUGCAUCAAAAGUAAGAGUCUAUGGACCUGGAAUUGAGCACGGAGUUUUGGCAACAUUCCAAUCGCGGUUUAUUUGCGACACGAGAGGAGCCGGUGCUGGUCAACUUACUGUAAGAGUUAGGGGACCUAAGGGUGCAUUUAGAGUUGAAAUGCAGCGAGAAACACAAAAAGAUCGAAUCAUAUUGUGUCGAUAUGAUCCAACUGAACCAGGAGAUUACAGAGUUGAAGUUCGUUGGGCUGGUGUUCUAGUUCCUGGAUCACCAUUCCCAGUUAGGAUUGUUGACACGCAAGAUGAGUUGCUUUUACUCACGCAGGGUGCAGAUAAUUAUUCGACGGGCCAUCAUACCAUCACUUCUUGGCGUGGAUCUCAAGCUAUUCUUUAAUCCACGUUCUUUUUUGUUGCUAUUUGACAUAAACUAAUAAUAUAUUGCAUAAUAUAUAUUAUAACUUAAUUAUAUUUUCAAUAAAACCAUCGUUUCGCAUAA